Caenorhabditis elegans is the source of this 1096-nucleotide messenger RNA. RefSeq lists its product as uncharacterized. The record is from RefSeq and is marked reviewed. Bases 213 to 1031 code for a protein of 272 amino acids. The transcript is spliced from 6 exons. Lineage: Eukaryota; Metazoa; Nematoda; Chromadorea; Rhabditida; Rhabditidae.
AUGUUCCAUCGAAAUAGGCGACUUUUCCGCUGCCCCGCAUUCUUCUACCGUUACACACGUACAAUUCAAUCAAUUGCCCAAUUCUUGUUUUUCGCCUUUUUUGUCAGAUUCAAGCUGCCACAUUUUGAUUCUUUACUUGAUCAUCGGUUUUGAUUUGACGGUUUUUUGCUGUUUUCCAGUUAAAUUAUGCACUUAUUAGAGAAGAUAUCUGAAUGAUGGAACCAAAAUCUAUAUUUUUAUUGGGCUUGUUACUAUUCCGAGUUGGGAAACUUAUGAGAAACGAUAAACUCGCAUGGAGCGCGGAAUACGAAGCAAAAAAAUUCAAGUUUUAUCACAAUACAUCUUUAUUUCUAACUUUACAAUCUACGGGUCCUGAGAUGACAAAUUUAUGUAAAAAGAGCUGGUGUGACAAGGUUGAUGAUUAUUUUGUAGUCCCACAUCAUUAUGUCAAUUGGCAAAAACCAACCGAGCAAUGGCUAAUUCAUCAUUUUUCAAAAAUGAUUCUUCAUACACGACGCCUUCCCCAACAAGCUCAAUGGUACAUGUUUGCAUUUGAUAAUAAUUAUUUUUUCGUUGAACGUCUCAUAAAAGAACUGUCGAAAUUCGAUUCGCAUCUUCCGAUAUACACAAUUCUCCGGGAUUUUCACGCUGAUAUUCAACACAAACCAGUGCUGAUAUUCUCUCGUUCUGCGCUAAACACAUUCUAUGAUCUUGAAGAAGAAAAUUGUUCUGAAAAUGCUGAAAAUGUGGAGGAAUGGCUGACAACGUGUAUGUCAAUUCCACCCAUUACUAUUUCAGUGGACAGAUCCAAAAAGAGCAGGAUAUUUGCCAUAAAAAGGCACUUUCAAGUUGAUGAAAUGAAAACAAUGCCAAAUGAUUAUCAUGAUGAUAAAGACUACAUUCAUAGGCAUUCGAGUUCGUUGUUAUCCUUUACUAAUUUAUCGUUGGAAGAUCUGAAGCUACUACCAAUAUUUGUGGAGAAAGUCCAAGGAGGAUACAAAAAGAAAGCGGCUUCAAAAAUUUUAUUUUAGAAUCAAAUUGUUGUGUUUAUAAAACAAAUCAAAUCAAUAAAACCAAAUAAAAAUUACACCCGAAA